Arabidopsis arenosa is the source of this 1929-nucleotide messenger RNA. Lineage: Eukaryota; Viridiplantae; Streptophyta; Magnoliopsida; Brassicales; Brassicaceae. The record is from the annotation of a GenBank genome assembly.
AUGUUCAACCUAUUAACAUCUUUUAUUAACGGGUUUGAAAAGUCAAUGAAGGGUGGUCUUUUUAGUCUUGAGCAAGUAGGAGACACGGCAUUCAAGGCGAGAUUAAAUAAUGGUAGUGCAUAUUCAUUCCAUAAUGCGGAAGAUCUGAGAGGUCUUUUGUGGCUAGACGAGAAGAAGAAACAAUUCGUUGUUGUGUGGUUUUUCGACAAAGGUACCGAAUAUUUAGCCUUUUGCAAGAACGGGGAAGAUCAUUACCGCGACAUUCCGAUACGAAAAAAUGUUGGUAAAGAGUUACAAGGCUUAUAUGAUAAGGUACUUUAUGGUGGUGACAGUCUUUACAUCUCAACGACUCGUCAAUCGAUUCGAAAGCUUAAAUUUGUUGGACAAGAAGGUUUCAUUGAUGUCUCCAACAGUGAGAUAUUACCAUUUCGUAAAAUCUCAUUUUAUCUCCCAGAUGGAGCAAGAUUUAGCAAUAACAUUGCUGUUACAAUAUCAGGAGAGGUUUUGUUGGUUCAGAACUUCUUUUACGAGGCAACAAGAUAUAGGAGCUUCCGUCUGUACAAGAAAGAUCCUAAUCCAGACUUGAAUACUAUUAUCAACAACCCGUACCCGAUGGUUGAGGUAUAUUCUCUAGGUGAUGAGGCUCUGCUUCUAGAUUUGGGUAUCACCGUGUCUGCGGACGGUACAGUACUUGGUAUCGAACGGAACUCCAUCUACUUCACCCGUCAUGACCGUGUCCGUAGUGGCCGGAAACAUUCAUGUCUGGACAUCUGUGUGUUCAAUCUUGCAACAAAGAAACUCAAACGCUUCCCGGGUCUCUCCAACUUAAAGCUCACGGAUGCUCGAUGCGAGAAGAAGAUUGAUCUUCCACCUCUAGAGUCCAUCAAAGGUGGCUUUGUUACUCUUUCACGAGUAGGAGAUAAAAAAUUCAGCGAGAGGUUUACUUAUGGUAGCGAAGAGUUCAUCAAGAAUGCUGAAGAUCUGAGAGGUCUUUUGUGGGUAGACGAGAAGAAAGAAGAAUACGUUGUUGUCUGGUUUUUCGAUAGAGGUGCCAGAUAUAUAGCCUUUUGCAAGAAUGGAGAAGAUCAUUACCGUGACAUUCCAACACAAAUCGAUGUUUGCAAAGAGUUAACUGAUAUGGUACUCCAUGGAGGUGACAGUCUUUACAUCUUAACGAAACGUCGAGUCAUUAGAAAACUUACAUUUUCUAAACAAGAAGGUUUCGUGGACGUGGCCAAGUUCAAUGAUACAUUUCGUCAAACCACAUAUGAUCACAUAAGUGGAGCUAUACUAAGCAAUAACAUUGCUGUUACAACAGCAGGUGAGGUUUUAUUGGUCCAAAACUUCUAUUACGAGACAACAAGAUAUAGGAGCUUCCGUCUCUACAAGAAGGAUCCUAAUCCAGACCAGAACCUGCUUGUUAAGGUUACAUGUAUGAGUGCAGAUAUUAUCUCACAAAUGGAACAACAUUUAACAACAUUGCAUGCUGUUACCACAUCAGGAGAUGUUUUGAUGGUCCAAAGCAUUUUUGAUGAGACAACAAGAGAUAGGAUUUUCCGUCUCUACAAGGGAUAUGUUAUUACCUACAGUAGGGACCCGACUGUUGAGGGCCUUGAGGUAUACUCUCUAGGUGAUGAGGCCCUGCUUAUGGAUAUGGGUAUCACCGUGCCUGCUGACCGUAACCUUGGUAUCGAACCAAACUCCAUAUAUUUCACCCGUCAUGACCGUGCUUGUUAUCAUGGCCGAGAAACUUCAAGCCCGGACAUAUGUGUGUAUAAUCUUGAAACAAAGACCCUCAAACGCUUCCCCGGUCUUGGUCUCGAUCUCUCCAACAAUUUAAAGCUUAAGGAUGCUCGAUGGUUUCUCCCAUCUUGAUUUGUUUCUUUCUGCAUUUUGGUGUUUUUGAGAAUCUCCACACUUUUUCUCCUA